Molecule: messenger RNA, 861 nt
Organism: Cladophialophora carrionii CBS 160.54
Lineage: Eukaryota; Fungi; Ascomycota; Eurotiomycetes; Chaetothyriales; Herpotrichiellaceae
Exons: 1
Coding region: 1-861 (286 amino acids)
Biological process (GO): regulation of transcription by RNA polymerase II
Molecular function (GO): DNA-binding transcription activator activity, RNA polymerase II-specific
Source: RefSeq, a predicted model, not a curated record
AUGGAGCUUGCUCUCGAAACGCCCUACCUGAUGCAUGCAAUCAAUGGAGUGUCUGCUGACCACCUCUGUCAUCUUCUUCCUGCGGCUCAACAUCCAGUUCAACAUGCCCAAAGCCAGUUGGCGGCGUUUUACCAUUGGCAAAAGGCACUGCACUUGUUUCGAGAAGAGCUGUCGAACGGUGCUACCAAGGAGAAUAUGGACGGGCUGAUAUCUGCCGUCAUGCUGAUCUGCGUGCACCAGUUCAUGCUCAACGAGCCCUUACUUGAUCCCAGCAAAAGCUUCAUAUACGCACCGCCAGAAGCACGGCGAGAAUGCCUUACAUGGUUGACCAUCCAACACGGAAUCAAGGCACUGCGAGGCCAACUGGGGGAGGUCAUGUGGAAAUCCAUCUGGAGCCCGGUGAUUAUGGACUCGGAAAUAUUUCAGCCGCCACCAAACUACAUGACUCCAAAGGGCGGUGACGAGACACACGGUUUGUUCUUGGAAAUCUGCGAAGUGACAGCAGAAUCUUCGUGCGAGACGAACCCUUACUACGAAGCACUGCAACACCUACUGUAUGUUCGGCGACUGAAACCCAGCUUGACCACUUUCAACAAGUUGGUUGAAUUCGUUGCCGUCGUAGAAGACGACUUUCUCCGUCUACUGCUGAAGAGAGAUACACGAGCGUUGCUGAUUCUGGCACAUUGGCUGGCGAUGAUGAGCGAGCUGGGACAGUGGUGGCUGAGCGUGAGAUGUAAGACCGAGUGCACUGCUAUCACGACGUAUCUGAUGCAUGAUCGGGAUGAGAGGGUGAGGGAGUUGUUGAGGUAUCCAGCGAGGACUCUGGGAAUCGUGCUGGUGAGAAGGGAUGAGGGCUUAUGA